Messenger RNA from Mercenaria mercenaria, 10317 nucleotides. RefSeq names its product muscle M-line assembly protein unc-89-like. NCBI's taxonomy places the organism in Eukaryota, Metazoa, Mollusca, Bivalvia, Venerida, Veneridae. The coding region runs from base 247 to 3201 and encodes 984 amino acids. The transcript has 24 exons. Gene Ontology annotation, biological process: regulation of DNA-templated transcription. The record is from RefSeq and is a predicted model, not a curated record. Gene Ontology annotation, molecular function: DNA binding.
AGACCAAAUUAUAAACAGGUGAUGGUGGAUGUUGCUGAACUUUUUGGAUUUUGAUGCUUUUUGUACUUUUUAAUGACUUUUGUCCUUCCCAUAGCCUAAGGGGCAAAUCAUCGGCCUUUGGACUUCUUUGUAUUUAAAAUUAGGAAAUUAAUUAUGUGGAAAAGUCAUUUCAGAUUGAGUGUAAGGAAUGAUAUAAAUAUACCCGGAUGUGUGCUUCUGGUGAGACUUUAGAGAACAUCAUUGAUUAUGGAAGCUGAUGCAACAGAUGUUUUAAAACAAACUUGGCCUGAACUUGGGUACUAUGAAGCAGGCUUGGAUCGACGGCUGUUUGAAGAUGGACCAUCCGAGGGGAAAGAAAUUAAAGAGGAAAAGAAUCAGGAGAAUAAAUGUGAAGGGAAUCAGUUACCAACAAUAAAUGAGGAACUUGCUAAAAUAUUUCCAGAGUCAGCUCACAAGUUCCUUAAGAAAAAGCCCACAGGAAAGAGAGGAAGGCCUAGAAAACAGCCAAAGAUUCCUGUACAGAAAACAGUAAAUAGAGGAAGAGGGAGAGCAAGAAAGGUCAAGAGUUCAGAGCUUGCAGCAUCAUUACCACGUGUACCUAAAGGGCAUGGUAAAGUUGGCCGACCUAGAAAAGUUCCUCGGACAGAAAUGCAAGUUGAAGAGCCAGUUGAAGGGCCAGUAAAGGAAACAGACAUGGAAGAAGACAUUACAGAAGCUCAAAAGAGAGAAUGGUCAUUUGAAAGUAACGUGGAGCGGGAGAAAUUGAGAAAAAGGCCUAGAUUGUCAUAUGUUGAUGCCUAUGUAGAUGAGGAUGAGAAUGAGGCGGAAGACAUGGAGGGGGAGGAUAUAGGGGAGAACAUGGAGAGGGAUAUUGAGAGGGAGGACAAUAAUAAUGAUGUCUCAGAUGCAAGCUUUGAAGAGUCCCAUUCAGAGCCGGAGAGUUAUGAUGAAUCAGAAUCUGGAUUUGAAUCCGACAAUCCCGCAUAUGUUGAGAAGAAAGAGCAAAAACACAGGAAGGAAAUGGAUUUUCUUGAAGAAGAAUUACCCAAGUAUCGUAUACUUAAGGACAAUCAAGGAAAUCAGGCUGGCUUAUCAAGAUACCAGAUAUUGAAGGUACGAUUGUUGAAGUUCCAAGCUACUAAAGGCAGGGGAAGACCACCAGGUCCUAACAAGUUAAAGAUUGCUGGGGCAAAGAGAGGAAGAGGUCGUCCUAGAAAAGAUGAAAUGCAGAAAAGAACAUUGAAGGUAAGCCUGGAGCGCCUCAGUGAUCUUCAUAUUGACAGCAGGAGCCGAAGUGUGAGUUUUACGGUCAAAGGUCUCAAAAAGCAAGGUCAAGCAUACCUGUUGUCUCAAUAUAAUGGUCUCAAAAGAAAAAGAGGCCGACCAAGGAAAGUCAGAGUAGAAACAGAUACAAAAGCUGCCUGUGGGAUAAGUAGUGCUAGUCUGGAAACGUCACAGGAACAGUCACUGGAACCGUCACUGGAACCGUCAUUGGACCCAUCAUUGGAACCGUCAUUGGACCCAUCAUUGGACCAAUCAUUGGAACCGUCAUUGGAACCGUCAUUGGACCCAUCAUUGGACCAGUCAUUGGAACCGUCAUUGGACCCAUCAAAUAUAAAGUCAGAGAGUCUGUCUGAGUGUGAAGAAUCAAAGCAGUCAUUGCUGGAUUCAGAUAUUGAGUCCAAAAAAGAGAAGAAGAAGAAGAAAAAGAAAAGACGUAGGAGUGAUUCAAUUUCAAGGAUGACCAGUGUAUCAGUAAGUGUACAAAGGUUGGAGAAUGUAUUUGACCUGGAAUUAUUACAAGAUACUAAAAGUAUCAAAAUAAAGGAAGAUCACGAAGACAUGUAUGAAAAACAAGAGAGCAUAGAUGUAUGUGAAAGACAAGAGGCUGAAGACAUCGGCAUAAAGCAAGAUAUAGAGGACUUUAGUGUGAAGGAAGAGGUUGAUCCCGAGACAGAUGAAGAGAUUGUGGAAAGUCACAUGACAGAUAUCCAGACUGAAGCGGAUCUUCUGACUGAUACACAAAACUACUAUCUUAACCAGGAGGUUGUUUCCCCUACGCUGGCACCAACAAAAAGGGGAAGACCACCAAAACAUGAUCAUAUUAAAUUUGAGAAGAAAAAGAUAGGAAGAUCUCCUAAAGAAGCCAGUAGUACAAAGAGAGGAAGGGGACGACCUAGAAAACAUCCAGAACAAACACAAGUGGUUGUCAGCGAUUCAGUCACACCAUAUAUGGGCUACCCAGAAAAACAAAGGGGUGUGGGCAGAGGACGUGGAAGACCCAGGGGUUCCUCUAUGGUGAAGAGAUCAUUCCCGGGCAGACCACGUGGCAGGCCAAAGGGAAGAAAAAAUAAACAAUUAGAGUAUGAGAGGUUAUUAACAGAUAUGGAGUAUGUGGAAACACAUUCGGUUAAACAAGAAAGCAUUAAAACAGAUGAUGAUGGUGGAGACAGUGUUAGAGCACAUGAUGAUUACCAUGUCCCGACACAUACAUCUAAGUCAGACACUGACCAGACAUCAUAUCAGUCAGUGUCAAAACAAUGCACAUUUGCAGACGACAGAAGGGAAUUACCAAUGAAUGUCUCGAGUGACCAUUCUGAUUACGUAGUGGAAAUGAAUGAGUCAGAUAUAAAUAGCCCAAGAAAUAUUUUUAAUGAUACUGACACAGAUGAUGAGGAUGGAGGAAAGCUAAUUACAAACCAGUCUGUGUUUCAACCUUUCUCUAUAAAGACUGUUUCAAAAACAGUUGCUUCUAUUGUGUUUCCUGUUAUGACUGGUUCUGAAACUUUGGAUUCUGGCCCACUUCCUGUUGAGACUGAUUCCAAAGCUGUGUCUAAUGUAUUUUCACAUCAGUCUCAUUCUGAAUUUGAAAUUUCAGAAAAGCCUCUUGAAGAGAAUCAGUCAAGUGUAGUGCAAGAAUUUAAAUCAAGUGACUCUCCUGGAAAAAAUAGUCAGGAAGACCAGUCUGAAAAAUAUAGUCUUGAAACAAAUGAACCGAGUGAUUCAAGUCUCCAAGUGGAGAACAAUGAGUCAGUGUUGGGAUCAAAACUUGAAGCAUCUAUUGACUUUGAUUAUUGCCUGAAUGUCAAAAGUGACCAGUCUGGUGCAAAUUUUCAGGAAAUUUUUUCAGGAGGUCUGCUUGAUAAUACAGCAUCUAGUGAUCCAGACUUUAUAGAUGAUGAUUAUUUACUGGCAUUCUAACAAUCGUGUUAGCAAGUAUGGAAGAUAAAUAUUCUGAAAGAUGAAACUGUUUAGAGCACUGUGGACUCUCUGAGACUUGCAAAAGGGGAUUCAUUGUACAAGACUUAAUUUACCAUAUAAUGGACUAUCUCCAAGACUUACAAAAGGGGAUUCAUUAUACAAGACUUUCAAUUUACCAUAGAAUGGACUAUCUCUGAGACUUACAAAAGGGGGUUCAUUGUACAGCACUUAUAAUUUAACAUAAGUCUGGAUGUAAUUUAGUUAUAUUUUUGUAAGAGAUUUAUUUUACAUAUUCAUUUGAACAUCUCCAGUAGCCUGAUAUUUGAAUAGUGUGAAGAAGUCAUAUACACAGGCAACUGCAUGUUUCAACCUGAACCUGAUGUAGCACUGUUGUAAAAAUACUACCCUUAAAAGGGAACUGUUAGAAACCUGUUUACAAUUUACCCUGAUAUGAUGUUCCCAUUAAAAGUGUAGUUGUAUUCAGUCAUAUGUUUUUCAAAACAACAGGAAAACUACAUAUAAAGUUCUAAAGUUCACUACCUCUGCUUAUGAAUCUCAAAUUGAAUCUCCUUCCACGUUUUAUUGCUCCCCCCCCCCCACUCCUCCUCGCACCACUCCCACUGAAAUACUUGUAAAUUUUGUUCUGUUAAAUGAUAUAAUUUUUGUAGAAUUACCAGAACAGGAUCAAUUUGAGCUUUAACAUGACAUUCAAGUUUUAAUAUGGUUGUUACAUCUUUUAUCCUCUUUCUCGUAAUUCCGAGCCUUCUCAUUGGUCCGAGCCUUCGGAAAAUUUGCACUUGCAGCUAUUUCCUGUUUUUAAAUUUUAUGUAUGUUGUAGCAAAUCAUAUGACAGUUAAACAAAAAUAAAAAUAAAAUAGAAUUACUUGCAUUAAAAUAGAAAUAUACACAACAGUAAAUUUUGGCACAAAAUUUGCUUAUCUAAAAUCAUUGGGAUAAUACCGGUAUAUAACCUUACAGAAAACAGAAAGCACUUAUUUUAAAACUUUUUUGUCCGCUAACACAAUAAUAUAUCUGUUCUUAAUUUUAACAAAGAACUUUUUCAAAAAAAGCCUUAUUUUUUCAGAGCUAAUGCAAAUGAAUGCAAGUCUCGGUUUUAAUGAGAAAGAACCUGGCUGUUUCAGAGGGUUAGGGUCAUCAUGUGAAAGCCUAGAUUAUUCAUUUACAAAAAUCCUUAGAAUUUUUCUUCAUGGGGAUUUUAUAAGUUUAGAUGUUGGAGUAUCAAACUAUAGCAAAAACUCUUUUGAAACUUAAAUCUUUUACUGACCAGCAUUGAAAAACCGGCUAAUGGGCUCGGAAUAACGAGAAAAGGGCAUACAACGUAGCUUAUUCUGAACUGCAUGUCAGAACAGAAACAGUUUUGGCUUUAAUGGGUUGUACUGCAUUACAUAUGACUGAAAACACCAUGUUGUAUUUAGCUUUUUUGCACUUUGUACUGUAUUCCAUGUAAAAGAAAACGGGGUAAAUUUGGCUUAAAUAGGUAGCAUUGUACUUCAUAUGACAGAACAGGGCCAAUAUGGAUUAAAACAGAAUGUACUGAAUUGGUUAAAACAGAACAGGGCCAAUAUGGAUUAAAACAGAAUGUACUGAAUUGGUUAAAACAGAACAGGGCCAAUAUGGAUUAAAACAGAAUGUACUGAAUUGGUUAAAACAGAACAGGGCCAAUAUGGAUUAAAACAGAAUGUACUGAAUUGGUUAAAACAGAACAGGGCCAAUAUGGAUUAAAACAGAAUGUACUGAAUUGGUUAAAACAGAACAGGGCCAAUAUGGAUUAAAACAGAAUGUACUGAAUUGGUUAAAACAGAACAGGAGGAAGAGGAUAUACUGAACAGGCUGUAACAGAAUGUGGGAAAUGUUCGCAUUGACUGCUGUACUGAGCAGGGUUUAUGUUAACUCUGAUUGCACUGAACUUGCUGGAAUAGGGCCACUAUAUGACUGACAGAACCAGGUUAUACUAAGCUUUUGCAUUUUUACCAGAAACAGGUAAAUUUUGCUUCUACUGCAUAUAACAAAACAGGGUCAGUUCUGGCUUACACAGGCUGUACUGAAUAUAGCUAACAGGGUCAAUGUUGGCUUAAGCAGAUUAUACUGAAUUGGUUAAAACAGAACAGGUCAUGUUUGGCUUUAACAGGACAUACUGAACAGGCUAUAAAAAAUGCGGUUGGGGGGAGGGGUAUGAGGUUCUUUGCCUUGGCUGUUGUACCAAGCAGGGUUUAUUUUAGUGUUGUUAUUGUUCGUCCUGAACUUACUGGAAUAGGGUUAGCUUAGGCUCUAUGUCCCGUAGUACACAUAAACUAACAUUGAAUUUUAGGAUGCACCUGUCAUUACUAUUGAAUCCUUUGAAAGUUCAGUUACACUUUUUUUUUUGAAUAAAAUGUUUUUAAUUGAGGUGUUAUCUUUCACUUGAAGAAGUCCUCCAUGUUCACUAACAGCAACUUCCAAUUUGAUGUUAAGUUCAUGUAAUUUCUGUUUUGUUGUUUAAUUUUCCUGUUGAAGAUUCUGUUAAUGCACAUUGUUAAGAAACAAUUCUUCUUUCUUUUAAGUGUUCACUUUCUUUAAACAUAAAGUCAGAUCUUUCAGAGUUUUCCGUUUGAUUUUGACUUGCAAUUUAUUGUUUUUGGUAUGCGAAUUAAGUAAUUUUGUGAAACAGUGAUUUGAAUUUGUUUGACAUGUGUGUAUAUUUUUGGGAAUACAACUUUAAUUAUUAUACCAAUCAUGUUCUUGCUUUGAAAUAUACUUUUUGUUCAUUUUGUAAUAUUUAGUGUUGAUAAUUUGAUGUCAAGGUCAUUUAGUUUUCAUCCCUUCUAAGUGAGGACACUGAUUUUGUUUUUGUAAUACAGUUUACCACUUGAUUUAUGAUGUUUCACCCUUCUCUGGCAUGAGCGGCCUUCACCCUUCUUCAUAAAUGUUCCAGGUCUCAAAUUCAGACUGGUGUUUAGAUAUUCAAUUUAUGGUAAUUUAACUGUUCAUAAGGUAUACAGACACAAAUAAGAAAAUGGCAUGAAAAAAAAAUAGUCGCAUAAUGAUGGAUUCAAAUAGUUCUUAGUUUUUUUUUUAGAUCACCUGUCACAAAGUGACAAGGUGAGCUAUUGUGACCGUCGUCCGUCAACAGUUCCUAAAAAAAUCUUCUUCUUGAAAAACACUGGGCAGAAUUACACCAAACUUCACAGGAAUGAUCUUUGGGUGGCCCCCUUUCAAAAUUUUUCAAAGAAUUGAAUUCCAUGCAGAACUCUGGUUGCCAUGGCAACCGAAAGGAAAAACUUUAAAAAUCUUCUCAAAACCCAGAAGCCCUAGAGCUAGUGGACCUCUACAAAAUUUGUUCAAAACCAGAAGGCCUAGAGCUUAGAUAUUUCACAUGUACCAUUGUCUAGUGGACCUCUACAAAAUUUGUUCAAUCAUGACCCCCGGGGUCAAAACUGACCCCGCCCCAGGGGUCAUUUGAUUUUACAUAGGAAAAUAUUAAAAAAUCUUCUUCUCAAAAACUAGAAGCCCUAGAGCUUAGAUAUUUGACAUGUAUCAUUGCCUAGUGGACCUCUACUAAAGUUGUUCAAAUUAUGACCCGGGGGUCAAAAUUGACCCCUUCCUAGGGGUCACUUGAUUUUACAUAGGAAAAUCUUCAAAAAUUUUCUAAAAAUAAACCAGAAGGCCUAGAGCUUAGAUAUUUCACGUGUAGCAUUACCUAGUGGACCUCUACAAAAUUUGUUCAUAUCACGACCCCCUGGGUCAAAAUUGACCCCGCCCCAGGGGUCACUUGAUUUUACAUAGGAAAAUCUUCAAAAAAUUUCUAAAAAUAAACCAGAAGGCCUAGAGCCUAGAUAUUUUACUUGUAGCAUUGCCUAGUGGACCUCUACAAAAUUUAUUCAAAUCAUAUCCCCCGGGGUCAAAAUUGACUCCGCCCUAGGGGUCACUUGAUUUUACAUAGGAAAAUCUUAAAAAAAAAUUCUAAAAAUAAACCAGAAGGCCUAGAUCUUAGAUAUUUGACAUGUAGCAUUGCCUAGUAGACUUUUACAAAAUUUAUUCAAAUCAUGACCCCUGGGGUCAGAUUGACCCGCCCCAUGGGGUUACUUGAUUAUACAUAGAAAAAUCUUCAAAAUUUUCUAAAAAUAAACCAGAAGGCCUAGAGCUUAGAUAUUUGACAUGUAGCAUUGCAUAGUGGACCUCUACAAAAAGUUUUCAAAUCCUGUUUUUAAAGUUACUUUAAGAAAAUUUCAACUAUAUUUUCUCAUAAUUCUUUUGAUUCAUUUUUAUUAUGAUCUUUUGACCUUGAAGACUUGUCCUUAAGUGCAAUGAUAACAGAUGAGCGAUAUAGGGCCAUCAUGGCCCUCUUGUUUGCUUUUAACCACUAAUCAUUUCUCAAAUGAAAGAUCAUUAUUUAAUUAUCAAUAUCUUCAGCAGUGUUUGAUCCUUUGGUUGGCAGGUUGUGAUUCUAAUGCGUAUCAAAAUAAUUGGUCACAGCUAAUUUAUAAACAAUCGAAAUACAGAAUGAAGUUUUCCCGGAGGCACAGAUUUGCAUUCAAACAAAUAUCUACUUGUUCGUCCAGUGUUCAGAAUUUGGAAGUUCCGGUUUUUAGAAGUACGAUCUAUAUAGAAAACAGAAGGAGAAAAAAUCGGGACAGAGAAAAUAGUCUGAUUUUCGGAAGUUUCAAGUUUUUGGAAGAUACGGUAUUCAGAAGUUCCACUGUAUUUAUCAUUAUUCAAAGAGAAGGACUCGUAAAAAGUAUUUUGGCAAAUAUUGUAAUAGCUGUUUAUAAAAAGUUCAGAUAAAAAGAGACCGCCUCGGUAGCCUAGUGGUUGAGCGUCCGCUUCGAGUACGGGAGGUUGUGGGUUCGAUCCCCGGCUGCGUCAUACCAAAGACACAAAAAAUGGUACUAGUAGCUUCCUCGCUUGGCGCUCAGCAUUAAGAGGAUAGUGCUAGGACUGGUUAGCCCGGUGUCAGUAUAACGUGACUGGGUUGGGUAUCAUGCCACGUGUCUACGGCGUGAUAUUCCAUUGAGGCAGCACUAUAAAGUUGGGCAUUGUGCUCACUGCUACAAGUAGACACCGUCGUUAAUAUGACUGAAAAAUUGUUGAAAAAGACAUUAAACCCGAACACACACACACACUCAGAUAAAAAGAGACGCUUUGAAGAAUUACAUACACAUUUUAACGCAACAAUGAUUUGUAACAUUUCUGUGUCAAUCUAUUAAUUAAUUCAGCAUUAUUAAACCAUUAAGCAUAAGAUCAGAGACGGGUUAAUGUAAUUGUUCAGAAGAAUGAAUAUACAAACAUAUUUAAUUUGUGGUAAGCAUUGUAAACAUUGUUGUAAAUCCUCACUUUAGCUUCUGUUUGGGCACAUUCAAAUGUUAUGGUAUACUUCUUCCUUAAAUUCUUCAUAAAUGAAGUAAGACCAUGUUUGGCAGUCAUAAAAUGAGCCGCACCAUGAGAAAACCAACAUACUAUUAUUAGUGCAUUUGCGACCAACAUGGAUCCAGACCAGCCUGCGCAUCUGCACAGUCUGGUCAGGAUCCAUGAGUCCGCUAAUGGUUUCUCUAAUUCCAAUAGGCUUUGAAAGCAAACAGCAUGGAUCCUGACCAGACUGCUGGUCGCAAAUGCACUAUGUUGGUUUUCUCAUGGUGCGGCUCAAAUCUACCGCAAAUAAUUGUCUAAAAUUGUUUUAUUCUCUGAUGAAAAGUUUAUUUACAGUGGUAACUGUCUACCUCCUCAAUGCUAGCAUAAAAAAUGAUGAAAUUUGUCAUGUGAAAAAAAUAUUGGUGACAUACCUGUGUCUUUGUGUCAAAAUGAGCAUAAAAUUGGUAAAAUGUGUCCCAUUUGUGUUACUUUGUGUCAUAAUGAGCAUAGAAAAAUUUUGGAUUGUCAUAUGAAAACAGUGAGUGACUGUCAUCAAGUAAAAAUGACACAUUUGUUUGUAAAUUCAAUAUGAAAAAACACUUACAUUAUAUCAAAUUCUUUAUACAUGAAAAGAAAUAAUCUUUUCCAUCAAUAAAAUUUUCCAGUAACUGUUUUAUUACAAAAUAAAUGUUUUUGAAUUUCUAAUGAAAAAAAAAAAAAUUUGAUUUGUUACUGUCGACCUCAUCAAUGCUGGCCUAAAAAAACAGUUAUUAUAAAGUUUGUCACCUGAAAGAGAGAGUGUCUGUAUGCCUUUGUCUCAUACUCAGCAUUUUUUUUGUAAACUAUUGUGUUAAAACAAUUAUUCUAAAACAACCCAACUUGUUUUCCUAUUAAUGAAAGAAGGCUGAAAACUGUGUGUUAUUAUUCAACAAUUCAUUUUUCUGAAGUCACAAUUAUUACGUCACAGCGUUAGACAGCAUAGCGGCACGCUGGAAAAGAAAUCAACACAAACCAGGCACAUAUUUUAUAGAUAUCGUCAGGGUUGUACAUAAUAAUCCUUGAUAACAUGUUAGAAUCGAAAUAAUAUAUCUCAAACAGUGAUUUGCUCAUGAAAAACAUCAUUGUUUGUCGUUUAGUUGCGUAUUAUUAUAUCAAGAGGGCUGCGCCCUCUUGAUAUAAUUCCUUCGCAUCAAAACUCCAAUGAUUUUAUUCAAUAACAAAUCACUGUUUGGGAUAUAUUAUUUCUUAAGUGACUCCGUUGUCAAGUAAAACACUUUGUUUGAAAUUCAGUUAUUUAACAAGAAUUCCGCAGUAAAUUAAUCAAGUUCAACGGUUAAAACAUGAAGUAAUUGUAGUCAAACUUAUAUAAAGCAGCCAGCCAAUGGAGCGACACAAGAUCACUGCUUAAGUCCGGUUAAAAUUAGAAUGAAAGAAUCACUAUUCAGCGUUAGCUGACUGGCUGCUUAAGACAAAUGGCUGCAUAGUACAGGUGACUGCUAAGGCAUGUUUAACUGUACAGUUUUAUAUAAAAAUAUAUCAAUUCUGCCAAACUAGCAGUCUUCCUCCUUUGAGAUUUUGCACACAAACCUAUGAGAUUUUAGAUAUUCUAAGUAGACAAAGCUGUAUAUAUUUCCUGUUGAAAAGUACUCUUUCAUUGAUAUUUAUGUUAAGUUGGUUCUUUAUUCUCAAAUCCAGUUGUAUGUACAUGUUGCAUUAUUAUUAUUCACAGUUUACAUUUCAAGUUGGAAAUAUUAAAAUUUUUGAAGCAUA